Phytophthora infestans T30-4 is the source of this 1014-nucleotide messenger RNA. RefSeq lists its product as uncharacterized. The record is from RefSeq and is a predicted model, not a curated record. NCBI's taxonomy places the organism in Eukaryota, Oomycota, Peronosporomycetes, Peronosporales, Peronosporaceae. The transcript has a single exon. The coding region runs from base 1 to 1014 and encodes 337 amino acids.
AUGGCAACACCAGCAAGUCAUGUCCGCGCUUCCUCAUGCGCUCACAAAGGCAAUGCACAUGACCACACACACGAUCACGACGUCGACGAGCUCAACGAGAUGGACCUGGCUUUUGAUCCAACGCUGGCCUCGUGCUGCGAGCGCGAUGAGCACGAGUACAAGAAGGCCAUGAAGCUCAAAGCCGUGUUGACAGCGCACGACCCCACAUCCAGCGCAGUGCGGAUGCGUCAGCAGCUGUUCCAGCCGCCGGCAACAGUCACAACGCACUCAUCGGUGGUCGUGCCUCAAGUUGCACAGCCACAGCAGCCACAAAUAUCCGAUUCAGAGUCGGACUCGGACGACUUCGACGUUAGUGACGAUGAGUUCGGCAUGGAAGCGAUGCUGGCCGCUCGUCGCAAGCAGCUCGAGCAGCAAUUCCAGAAAGCUGCGCAGGAUGCUGUCGAUGGAUACGGAGUAGUGCUGGAUGUAGCACUACCACAGCUCGUGCAGGAACUACAGAAGGAACCGGAGGUGCCACGGGUGGUGUUUGUGGUGGACAGCACAGCUGAAGCUUCCGAGUUCUUGCAAGCCAUGUGCCGUGAGAUUGCUGCAGUAGCACAGCAGUUUCUAGGAACAAAGUUCUACGUAGCAAUGGCAGCACGCGACGAAGACGCGUUGCGACAAUUGGGUUUGGCGUCGGUGCCAGCCUUGGCAGCGUUCCGCCGUGGCGAGUGCGUGGACUCCGUUGCGCUGGACCCAAAAGCAUCAAUCACAAAGCUUGAGGUCCUCUGGGAGGCUCGCUUCUUACCGUGGCUGGCCAAGUGUAAUGUGCUGACCAGUGAGCGUCAAGCUUCUCAGAAUAGUCAGAGCAAGUCACGCUGGAAGAAACCAGCGGACGAGGAUGAGACGGAACGUGAGGGUUUUGACUGCGGUGUGGAGAACUGCCGCCUGCGAUUCGGUUACGAACACGAACACGUAGGGACUUCGCAACAAACCAAGGACGAGAUCGCAGCGUGGCGCCAGAGCUCCGCCUAA